GAGCUGAGAUGCCUGAGUCUCCUCUCAGUCCCACGGCAGCCCGUCAAACCCCAGCCAGCAGCCUCCUCAGUCACACAGACAGUGGUGCAGGAGAGAGAGUAGCUAAUGGGGACUCCUGCAGUGGAGUGAGUGGAGAAAACUGGCAGAGUCUCUGCCAUAAGCAGGUCUUUCUGGCGAUGAUGGCUCCUCAGCAGAUGCAGCAGCUUCUGUCUCCAAACCAGCUGCAGGCUCUGAUCCACCAGAAACAACAAGCACUUCUGCUCCAGCAGCAACAUCUGAAAGAGUUUUACAAGAAGCAACAACAACAGAUUCAGCUGCUUCAACAGCAAUCCAGCAAGAAAACCAAAGAGCUUCCUGCACAGCAGCUCGUGUUCCAGCAGCUUCUCCAACUCCAGCAGCAGCAACAGCAGCUCCUCCGGGCUCAGAGACCAGCGCUGACUUCUCCUGCCCUCUCUCCAGCUUGUCUCAGCCCUGCAGAGAUGCAGCAGAUAUGGAAAGAACUCACAUUUGGAAUGAUUGAAGAUAAAACCAUAAUAAAGGGCAGCCAGGACUCCUCUGCUCCCAAAGUAAUGUCACCUAAAGUCACCAUUAGACAGACCAGUGACCAGCAGCCUCUGUCUCCUCACAGGGCGGAAUGCACUGUUAAAGGUGAUCGCACUGCCUCACAUGUCCUCUUCGGUCAUGGUGUGUGUAACUGGCCCGGCUGUGAGUCAGUCUGUGAAAACUUCAGCCAGUUUAUCAAGCACAUAGGCAGUGAACACACUCUGGAUGACAGAAGUACAGCCCAAUGCCGAGUCCAGAUGCAGGUGGUUCAGCAGCUGGAGCUUCAGCUCUGCAAAGAACGGGAGCGUCUGCAAGCAAUGAUGGCUCACCUGCAUCUGCCAUCUUUAGAGGCUCAGUCGCUCUCUGCACCCACACAGUCGCCACAAUCUGAUAGGGCUGCUGACCCUCGCGGCCUGCAGCUCGGCUCGGUCACCGUCAACAACAGCUUCCCCUCACUGAACCUGUCAGACUCAGCCCAGGUGUCGCCCCAAACUCUGGACCCUGCCAGCACUCCAUCGCAGAGCUGCGAAGAAGAGUCCCCCACCCAUACGUCAUGUGCUGGGGCCAUAAGACGCCGUCACCACCCUUUGGUUUACUCUCUGUCUUCAGAAAAUGAGUUUGAGCUUUACAAGAACACUGAUAUCAGACCACCGUUCACCUAUGCAACACUGAUUCGCCAGGCUAUAAUGGAAGCAUCAGACAUGCAGCUAACACUCAAUGAGAUAUACAACUGGUUCACGAGGACGUUUGCUUAUUUCCGACGCAACGCUGCCACUUGGAAGAACGCAGUUCGCCACAACUUGAGCCUGCACAAGUGCUUUGUGCGUGUGGAGAACGUGAAAGGCGCCGUGUGGACGGUUGAUGAGGUGGAAUAUCAGAGGAGGAGAUCCCAGAAGAUCUCAGGGAGUCCGUCACUGAUGAAAAAUGUGUCCUCCAGUCUGACUUUUGGAACCGUUCUGAAUGCUAGUUUACAGACCGCGCUGGCAGAGGCAUCACUGCCCGGAUUCAAGAGGGAAAAUGUGAACCGAAGCUCAAGGUCCCAAAUACAGGACAACAAAGUGGUGGACACACACAGAAACCAAAACUUCUCUCCACAAGUUCAGCAAACACUUUUCCUUAAAGACGAAGAGCUGAAUGCGAAUGAACAAGACUGUCUGCUGCCGACGGUAAAACCAGUCAAUCUGCAGCACAGUGUGACUGAAAAUGAUGAGGAGCACUUGUUUGACCUCGAAUGACCCUCUGCAGUGUUUGCAAUAAUACAUCAUAAAGCAGCAAGGUAGACCAUCAAUGAGCAUCUUGGGUCGUAGGACGUACAGUUUGCAGUAAUCCUGUACUGCUGUGACUUGAAUUAUGUAUCUUUUGUGGUGUCAGGCAGCCUGGAAUUCUCACCAAAAUAAGAGCAUUUGAUCAGAUACACAUAUCCAUUGGGCUGUUCAGAAUUUUGUUUAUUCAUUUCAGCAUGAAUAAACAAAUGCACACUAUUCACAUGCACAAUUACUGUUUGUAUGUGCACAAAAUGCAUAAACAAAUGCACAUAAAAUAUGAAUAAUGGUUGAUAUAAGUAUAUACAGGAAAUAAGUAUCUGUCAGUAUCUAAAUAUCUGGAGCAGUCCGCUUUUUCUCUUGAAUUUCAACCUUUCAGCAGAAGUAAGUGGAAUAGAGUGUCACCUGCGGUUUCUGUCCCGAUUAGCUAUUUUUUUAGAUCAACUUGGGAGUUUUCUUUAAAGAACAUAUAAUUAAGCGAUGACAAAAUGACAGUUAAGUACAACUUUUAACUGUAUUUAAAAGUGUUACAGUUUAGUCACCUUUGAACCUCAACAUUUUUUAAAUUUUUCAUAUGUACAUGAUAUUAUAAAUUCUUUUUCAAAAGACACCUCACCAAAAAAAUAUUCAGAUCAGACAAGCAUGCACACAAAGCCCAGUGAUAUCAAUGUAAGGGUGUACACACUGAAACAUACAGUUUGGGAGAAUAUAUAUAGGUUUAAAAAAGUUUUUUUUUUAAUUUUUUUUUUUUACCAUGAACAAAUCCUUUCUCUCGUGUUAUAAAAUGCAUUAAAGGCCAAAGUGAAUAUUCACAGAAUUAUGUAUUACGGCAUAGAAACUAAUUUGAUGAUCGAUGAUGUUCUGUUUAUUUGUUGUAAAUGUCUACAUGUAAUAGAAUGAAGCAUAGAGAAGAUAAAUCCCACUUUAAGAUGUAGAUGUGUCUACGAAAUUGUUAAAAAUGUACAUUUUGUGCUGUUUCUCCUUGUUUUCUCAGUUUGCUAAAGUGGAUUUAGUUUUUUCUAAAGCAACAUCAGUAUGUCGUAUGACUUUUUUUUUUACUUGUGUGCAUUAAUUCCAGUUGUGUGUUUCUACUGAAAUAAGGAAUCCUCUUUUAUUAAGGUUUGACUAUGAAAAUAGAUGCUGAGCACAAAGAAAAAUCUGUAUAAAGAUCUGUCUGUAGACAUGAGUCCAAUGUUCAUUAUUACUGUGCAAUAAAUAUGUAAACUGUUUAAAGUUGCG
Messenger RNA from Amphiprion ocellaris (clown anemonefish), 3044 nucleotides. RefSeq names its product forkhead box protein P2-like. The record is from RefSeq and is a predicted model, not a curated record. Bases 9 to 1778 code for a protein of 589 amino acids. Gene Ontology annotation, cellular component: nucleus. Gene Ontology annotation, biological process: regulation of transcription by RNA polymerase II. NCBI's taxonomy places the organism in Eukaryota, Metazoa, Chordata, Actinopteri, Pomacentridae. The transcript has 15 exons. Gene Ontology annotation, molecular function: RNA polymerase II cis-regulatory region sequence-specific DNA binding; DNA-binding transcription repressor activity, RNA polymerase II-specific.